AUGGCGGAAAAACGGCGUGCUGACUUCCUAGAUAUAGGAUCCGAUGAUGAAGGGAGUGAGGCUGGCUACAACUCUGAAGACUUCGAGGAAUCGAAGGGAAGGGGGUUCAACAAGAGAAGUCAGAACAAGAGCACGGAUCUACGGUCAAAACGACGAAGGCUUUCAGACGAUGAAUCUGACGGCAGUGAUAAUGAACGUGGAUCGGAUAUAUUGGAUACAGCAUCUGCCAUUGACGAUGUAGCUCAAGCCAGAAGAGAUGGGGAUACCUCGACUCGCGCAUCCGCCGACCCAGCGCCUACAGACGAAUCCACCGCCUCAAAACCGAUAUCGUCACGUAAAGCAACGAAGAAAACCCGCAAAAAUAAAACAGGAGUCAUUUAUAUGUCCUCCUUGCCGCCAUACUUAAAGCCGUCCGCCCUAAAAUCUAUGCUGGUAGCACGAGGUUUUGGCCCUAUUACGAAAGUCUUUUUAUCGCCUUACGUUCCUCCGACCAGCACUUCCAGGGCCGCUAUAAAAGCGAGUCGCAAUAAGCGGAGGAUGUACACUGACGGAUGGGUUGAAUUUGAAUCGAAAAGAACUGCAAAAAUAUGCGCAGAGGCUCUCAACGCAUCCAUUGUUGGUGGUAAAAAGGGCGGAUGGUACCACGAUGACGUAUGGAAUAUGAAGUAUCUACGAGGUUUUAAAUGGACAGAUCUCAUGGAACAAGUACAGAGGGAGAAGAGAGAGGCAGAGGCCAGAAGACGUAUUGAGGAUACCAAGGCCAGGAAGGAAGAGAAAUCGUUCUUGCAGGGACUUGAACAAGGGAAGAUAGUGGAGGGUAUAAAGAAAAAGAGAGAAGCCAAGGAGCAGCUCAAGGCCGACAGUGGUAACAAUGAAGAGCCGGCGCAAAAGAAGAUGGAGAUCAGGAGAGUGUUCAGGCAAAAUGAGGUCAGGGGGAGCAGCGGUGGCUCUGCUGGUGACCCUGGCAGUUCAAAGAAGGUUGACUCUGAUACGCAAAGAGUCUUAUCGAAAAUUUUCUAA
This is a messenger RNA of Nannizzia gypsea CBS 118893, 1020 nucleotides long. RefSeq names its product pre-rRNA-processing protein ESF2. The coding region runs from base 1 to 1020 and encodes 339 amino acids. Gene Ontology annotation, molecular function: RNA binding. Gene Ontology annotation, cellular component: nucleolus. Lineage: Eukaryota; Fungi; Ascomycota; Eurotiomycetes; Onygenales; Arthrodermataceae. The record is from RefSeq and is a predicted model, not a curated record. The transcript has a single exon. Gene Ontology annotation, biological process: endonucleolytic cleavage to generate mature 5'-end of SSU-rRNA from (SSU-rRNA, 5.8S rRNA, LSU-rRNA); small-subunit processome assembly; endonucleolytic cleavage in 5'-ETS of tricistronic rRNA transcript (SSU-rRNA, 5.8S rRNA, LSU-rRNA).